AUUUACUUUAAUUUUCAAUUUUUUCUUUCCUCAUUGUUCUUUUAAAAUCUCUCUAACAAAAAAUGGCAGAUAAUUCACAGAAGAUGGCUUACAAUGCCGGAGAAGCUAAGGGGGAAGCUCAGGAGAAGGCGAGCAAUUUGAUGGACAAGGCAAGCGAUACAGCCCAAUCAGCCAAGGAAUCGAUGCAAGAGGCUGGACAACAAUUAAAGGCCAAGGCACAAGGCGCAGCUGAUGCUGUCAAGGAUGCUACUGGCAUGAACAAAUGAAGCCUUCGUCUCAUCUAUAUAUAUAUAUAUAUAUAUAUUUUAUUAGUAAUUUUCUUGAAUUCUCUUUUGCAAGAGAUUUUUCGUUUUUUGUGUUUGGUUUAUUUCUAACCCUUUCCCUCUCUUCACAAGAGGGAAAGAGAGUUUUUAUGUAAUGAGUUUUCUUUUUUGUGCUUUUGGGUUUUGAUUUUUCCUUUUUAGUGUUUGGUUUAUUUCUAGUAUCUUCCUUUUACUGUUGAGAGCUUUCUCUAAUCUUGGCAUAGUGAAUAAAGAGAACUCUCUCGUUGCCAUUUUUUAGUUGAAA
Momordica charantia (bitter melon) is the source of this 567-nucleotide messenger RNA. RefSeq lists its product as uncharacterized. Lineage: Eukaryota; Viridiplantae; Streptophyta; Magnoliopsida; Cucurbitales; Cucurbitaceae. The record is from RefSeq and is a predicted model, not a curated record.